Molecule: messenger RNA, 848 nt
Organism: Fonticula alba
Lineage: Eukaryota; Rotosphaerida; Fonticulaceae
Product: acetyltransferase
Exons: 2
Coding region: 1-705 (234 amino acids)
Biological process (GO): N-terminal peptidyl-methionine acetylation
Cellular component (GO): NatC complex
Molecular function (GO): protein-N-terminal amino-acid acetyltransferase activity
Source: RefSeq, a predicted model, not a curated record
AUGUCCCCCGCCGAGCCCUCUCCCUAUAAGGAGAGUAAUAUCAUCUACUCCUGUCUGGAUGGCACGGAGAAGGACCUGCCCGAGAUCUCGGACAUGAUUGCCCGCUUCCUGAGUGAGCCCUACCACGUGUAUACUUACCGGCACUUUGUGUCCAAAUGGCCGACCCUGACCAUCCUGGCCCGGGACUCGCAGUCCUCCAAGCUUCUGGGCGUCGUCGUGUCCAACAUCGAUGACAAGCUUCCCAGUGACAUGACUUCGGCCGAGAUCGAUGCCUACAAGCGCCUGCGCCGUGAGCACCCGGGCCUGUCCCCUUCCGCCGAGGCCGAAAGCGCCGGGGGCCUGAUGAAUCUGCUGCAGGCCGGCGCCGGGCCGGAGGCCUUCGGCCCGGCCACCACCGACCUGGCCCUCCCUGUGGCCCCGCAGCUCGAGCACCGCCGCGGGUAUAUCGCCAUGUUGGUGGUGGACCCGGAGGCGCGUGGCCUCGGAAUAGGCCGGUCGCUGGUGUCGCGCGUGGUGGAGAACAUGCGCGCUGCGCCGGGCGGCUGUGACGAAGUGGUCCUCGAGGCGGAGACCAGCAACCUGGCCGCCUUGCGACUGUAUUCCUCGCUUGGCUUCCAGCGGACCAAAUUCCUCUCGCGCUACUACCUCUCCACCAGUGAUGCCUACCGGCUGGUCCUGUCACUGACGGACCGGGAUCUCAAGUAGUCGGCCCGUGUUUUUGCCCUCGCCAGGGCCCUGUCCUCCCCUCGCGCCGGGCAAGCAGGCGGCACCAAUAGAUCGGCCUCCCCCUUCUCCUCGGACCCUCUCCCCGUGAGAACGUGCGAAAAGGAAGAGGGACCAACAUGCAA